Molecule: messenger RNA, 3510 nt
Organism: Dothidotthia symphoricarpi CBS 119687
Lineage: Eukaryota; Fungi; Ascomycota; Dothideomycetes; Pleosporales; Dothidotthiaceae
Exons: 4
Coding region: 1-3510 (1169 amino acids)
Biological process (GO): maturation of LSU-rRNA from tricistronic rRNA transcript (SSU-rRNA, 5.8S rRNA, LSU-rRNA); maturation of 5.8S rRNA from tricistronic rRNA transcript (SSU-rRNA, 5.8S rRNA, LSU-rRNA)
Cellular component (GO): nucleolus
Source: RefSeq, a predicted model, not a curated record
AUGGGAAAACGAACGGUAUUCGACGACGGUGCAAAGGGCGCACAUGUGGAGCGCGACUCGAAGCGCCAAAGGAUCGACAACAGCAGCUACGAGCGCAACUCGCCGCGCCCGACAAAUGGCACAGCAGAGGAAGUCACGACUGCGCGCAGCUUGCAGAAGGCAUUGCUCUUCGACCAGGGCGCGACCGCCGACUUUCGCAAUGGCCUGAGUCUGUUCAAGCGGUUUCUCGACUCGAUCCUCUACUCGGCCGAAGAGCACGAUCUGCCCCGCAAGCGCGCCAUCCUCGGCGAGUACCUGGACACGCAGAAGGGGAGGGGAAAGGACGAAAAAGACAAGCCGUUUCUGCAGAAUUUGAUCCAGGCCUGGGACUUUGCGGCAGAGACCAACUUCGAAGCCAUCCUUGCCCAGGUCACGGCGGUGCUGGCGCUCUUGUUCAAGGUCCUGUCCAGCCAUGGCGAGUUUGUCGAAUACGGCACCCUCCUGGCCAAGGCAAUCCUGCAGCCGUCCGUCGCCCGUCGCCUCGUCCGCAGCACCUCUGCUGCCUCAAACAAGGAAAACGUCAUCUCACCAGCACUGCGCCUGCUCACAGAGCUUACGCGCUUCAACCAGGGUGCCUUCGCAAGAGGCGUCUACGCAAAACGAGACUUUACCCUUGAGCCCAAGAUACUGGGUAGGAACAUCGCGUUAUGGAAGGAGCAGUCGACGCAGACAGCUGCUGAGCAGCGCAAGAAGCCAAGCGUCAGGACUACGGCCAUUCGAUAUCUCCUAACGCAUCUGAGAUUUCAAGACGAGCGUGCAAAGGUUGAGAUUUUGUCCAACACAAAUGUCACGCGAGCUGUAUUCGACCACCUCAGCACCGACCCACCUUUCCUGAUCUUCGAGAUAUUCGAUGUUUUCAAGAGCCAUGUCUUCCAAGACAAGACAAUUCCACGAAACACCAAGAGUCGCAUCCUGAAUGGAAAGACACUCUCGCGCAUCGCCAGUCUGUACAACUACAAUCUUCAGGAGGGGUCGCUCUUAGAAGGGCAAAAGGCGCCAGAUGCGCUCGCCCACGAAUUCUUGCGCAUGGUCUGCACCGAUCCGGCAUAUGGUGUUAUGCUACCCACCCAGGGCUUUUAUCCUUCCACAUUUGACGAUGAGGACGCCGAGAUGGACGAUGCAGGAGACUAUGGCCUCGACUUGGACUUUGAAUCGACACAGACCUUCGUCAGGAUGGGACGAGUACGCAACAUCAUUCUCUCGGAAUUCAUUCUCAACCAACGACCCUAUGCGAAUACGUUACACCAGGAGUUGGUCAUUGAUAUCUUCAAGGCCUGUCCUGAACUGAUUGCAGACUACUUCACCAAGCGGAGGGACUUUAGCUACGACCCCAAACUCACGUCGACAUGGAUUGGGUAUUCUGCGUUUCUGUUCCAGGCAAUCCAAAUCCCUGUGCCAAAGUACUUUGGUGCGAAGAAGAACUAUCGCGACCAUCCACCUCCGGUGCCAGCCUUGAUGCAAAGCGUCUUACCUCAGCCUCUCAACCAACAGGUACUGUCAAAGUGUCUUAACCACAACUCUGACCUCGUGCAACUAUUUGCAGUCCGCGUUCUCAUUGUCGCAUUCCAGAAACUACAAAGUCUUGUCCAGGAGCUCAAUAAUGCAAACCUCAUCAGGCCAUCCAAGCACUGGGAGCAAGCAAGCAAGGCCCUCGUCUCGGAAUUCAGUCGACGCUGCCCGCCGAUAAGAACGAUAUUUUUGGCUCUCAAGAAGCCUGGGCUGAAAGACAUGAAGCGUGAGUCGAUCACGAGGCUUUUGAGGCUUUACUACGAAGUUACGCCUCAAGUUGCCCUCCAGGAAAAGUUCGACGUCUCGUUGCCAUUGUGUAAUGCGCUCGGCGAAGUCGAGAAGCCCGCAGAUUCACCCGAAGACAAGGCGUUCCGUGUCAUGGAGCUUGAACAUUGGAUCCAAAUGGCGAGACAUUCUCCCGCUAUGCGUUGGUGGCAAAAGCAUAAAACUCUUCCUCAUUCCCCAUUCGUCACUCUUCUCAAGCUUCUAGUUACCUCAAAAGAGAACGAACUGUAUGCGGGUGUCAAAUCGCUGCUCAUCGCUAUUCUACAUGAUCAAGAGAUGCUGCAGACGAAAACGUCACCCGAUGCUCUGGAUGCUCUCAUCGCCAGCCUGGGAGCAUCGUCCGGCCCAUCAGCGCCGUCAACUGAAGUGCUUGACUUCCUCGACGACUGCUGUGCACGGUUCAUUAAAGUACCCAUCAAAUACUUUGAUGAUCUGGAUACCCUGUGUGCGCGCAACUCGCAGUCCGCGGCAGAUCUUGGGCCUUUCAGCCCCCUCUUGUUAACACUAGUUGAACAAUGGCCCUUCAAGGGUGGCGAGAAAGUCACAAGCAGCGUGGCAGAAAGUCUUGCUCAAUGGCUAUCGAAAUUGCUCUAUCUCCUCAAACUCAUCGGCGAAGACGAAUCCAUCUUGAGCCUUGUGAGAGACUCUUUGGCCGAUUCAGCAAACGUUGCAUACAAAGAGGUGCUAAAGGAUGCAUUCUUGUGGAAGAUGGGCAAGGAAAGGGCUAAAGAGAGUCUGAAACUCGCAACUGGCGCGGAUUUUAGCGGCUCAGAGAGAUCCAGUGCAUCGCCUGUUCCGACAGAAGCGCCUGAGUUGCUGACUCGAGUUCGCCCUGACAUCGAUCCUGAGCUACCUCCCGCAGAGGACGAGAAGCAUACUGGUCUCACACGAUGGAAGAAGAAGGACUUGGAUGAAGCUAUCGAUGAUGGAGACAUCGGAGACUUGAUGCUGUGCUUGUGUUCAAAACAUGCCGAGAUCCGCUUGCAGGCUGUCAACAGCAUCCGGCAGCUGAUGGCGACGAUAGGCGCAGAGGAUAUCAAACCUGAUGUUCAGCAAAUCUACGUGCUUUUCGGAGAAGUGCUUGAAACCGUUGAUCCCACGGGCUCGCAAGUGCUUUCCUACGUUGGCGGCGUUCUCGCUGCCCGCGCGGUCCAGAUUCUAGCCGAUCCAAUGCACACCAUGUUCAGCAAGAUCAACACGUUCCUCACAAAGUCUCCAGCGUGGGAGGUAGACCAUCUGCUACGCUACUUUUGGCAUAGUAUCAUUUCCAGCGAACCGGACGAAGAUGGCAAUUACCACAAGGAGGUCGACUGGUUUCUGGAUUACAUGAUGGACUCUCUGCGGACUUCGACAGACAUGGAGAUAUUCAGAACGAGUGGUAUUUUUGAGAAGCUGCUCAGCUACUAUAGUUCCAGGUCUUGCGCUGCACCCACGAAGGAGAAGAUCGUAAAGCUGCUGCUAAGAGCUGCUGCUGUGGGUGGAAGCACGACGCUCAUCACCAGAUGUGGGUUGAUUACUUGGAUCCAGAUGGCACUCGACAGCAAUGAUCCCCGCCACCGCUCUUUGAAGACCCUGGCGUCUAGGGUGUACGAGACUUGCGAUCGGGAGAAGGUGGCUGCAUGGAGCAGUGGCACAGUCAGCGAAGCCGUUGCUGCGUUCGCCAAGGUUGGAGCUUGA